AUGUCCCUCCGCGCCGCCAUCCUCAUCGUCUCUGAAACAGCCAGCAAAGACCCCACCACAGACAAAGGCAUUCCCGCUCUCCAGGAGGUAUUUGCCUCCGCUACCGGAAAAGGCGGAGGAGACCAGCCGCAGCAACAACAAUGGAUCGUUCAAGAUACCAAGAUUGUGCCCGAUGAUAUAGAGAAAAUUAAGCGCGCGAUUCUGCAAUGGACGGAUGAGUCUGCUGGAGAGGAUGAUUGCGUGAAUUUGGUUGUGACGAGUGGUGGGACCGGGUUUGCGAGGGGGGAUGUUACUCCUGAGGCAGUGACGCCGCUCAUACAUAAACAUGCCUCUGGUCUUGUGCAUACCAUGCUGGCUACUUCGCUCGCCAUCACUCCUUUCGCCUCCAUGGCUCGCCCAGUAGCGGGAGUUCGAAACAAGACAUUGAUCCUGACCCUCCCGGGAUCACCAAAAGGCGCCAAGGAGAACCUAGAAGCUGUGCUCAAGUUGUUGCCCCAUGCAUGCCAACAGGCAGCUGGAGCUGACUCCAGAACUCUACAUCUUGGCGGAGUCAAGAAACUCGAGAAAGAUGCUGGUGUGAACGUCGCAGCUGCGAAAUCCUCUGCCCAUGGCCAUCACCAUGACCAUCACCAUGGGCAUCAUCACGGGCAUCAUCACGGGCCCAGAGCGCACACAAAACCAGAAGACCGACCGAUUUCUAAUGACCCGACUGCAGGUGCAUCUCGCAGGUAUCGAGAGUCCCCAUACCCUAUGCUGCCAGUUCCUGAAGCACUCGCUCACAUCUCAACCCACACUCCCUCUCCGAAAAUCAUCAAAGCCACCGUCGACGAAUCACUCAUUGGCUCCGUCUUGGCUGAGGAUGUCACGGCGUCUGAGUCAGUUCCUGCAUUUCGUGCAAGCAUAGUCGACGGCUAUGCCAUUGUGGCCUCUGACCAUCCCCUUGUCCCCUCCACCAAAGGACUCUUUCCUGUCGUUGGCAUUUCACAUGCCCAGGCAGGAAAGGAGCCCAUACCAGAACUUCGCACCGGCGAAGUGGCUCGUAUAACCACAGGAGCACCCCUGCCACCCGGUGCCACAGCCGUGGUGAUGGUUGAAGAUACCAUUCUACGCAGCAUGACCGAAGAUGGAAAAGAAGAAGCCGAAAUCGAAAUCCUCACAGAUGCCAUCAAACCAGGCGAAAACGUCCGAGAACCGGGCUCAGACGUACAAGCCGGCACAACUAUCCUCCGACGAGGUGAAGGCAUCACAGCUAUAGGUGGCGAAUUCGGGCUCCUAGCUUCAGUCGGCACACAAGAAGUCUCAAUCUAUACUCGACCCAUAGUCGGUGUCUUGAGCACCGGCGACGAGAUCAUUCCCCACAACACCGCCCGCCCACUCCAGCUCGGCGAAGUCCGCGAUACCAACCGACCGACCCUCCUGACCGCAAUCCGUGGCCAAGGCUACUCCGCCGUCGACCUCGGAAUCGCCUCAGACCAACCUGGCGCACUCGAAGAAUCUCUUCGCUCUGCCAUGCGAAAAUGCGAUGUCAUCAUCACCUCCGGAGGCGUGAGUAUGGGUGAACUCGACUUGUUGAAACCUACCAUCGAAAGAAAACUAGGCGGAACUAUACAUUUUGGUCGUGUGGAAAUGAAACCGGGAAAACCGACGACAUUUGCAACCAUACCAUUCAAGUCUUCUACGGGAGACGAUGAGAAGAGAGUGAUAUUCUCUCUCCCAGGCAAUCCGGCAUCGGCGAUCGUGACGUUCCAUCUUUUUGUUCUGCCCGCGCUGCAGAAGCUGUCUGGAAUGGAACCUGCUAAUGGCUUACCGGUGGUCAGAGUGGUAUUGGAACAGGAUGUGAAAGCUGAUCCGAAGAGGGCGGAAUAUCAUCGCGUCGUGGUUGUGGCGAAGAGGGAUGGAGCGUUGCAUGCAACAAGUACGGGUUUUCAGAGGAGUUCGGCAAUUGGGUCUUUCAGAGGUGCGAAUGCUUUGCUACGGUUGCCAACCAUUGAGGGGGUGUUGAAGAAGGGGGAGAUGUGUGAUGCUCUGUUGAUGGGGCGUAUUGGGAGCGAGAGUGUAUGAGUGAAUGAAUGGCAGUCACUCGAGGGGAAUAAGCAACAUCCAUUCACAGAACAGAAGAAAUAUAGACGUGUAGUCUGUGAUACGAAUCUGGCUAGGAG
Molecule: messenger RNA, 2159 nt
Organism: Sphaerulina musiva SO2202
Lineage: Eukaryota; Fungi; Ascomycota; Dothideomycetes; Mycosphaerellales; Mycosphaerellaceae
Product: MoCF_biosynth-domain-containing protein
Exons: 3
Coding region: 1-2061 (686 amino acids)
Biological process (GO): Mo-molybdopterin cofactor biosynthetic process; molybdenum incorporation into molybdenum-molybdopterin complex
Cellular component (GO): cytosol; cytoplasm
Molecular function (GO): molybdopterin molybdotransferase activity
Source: RefSeq, a predicted model, not a curated record